Molecule: messenger RNA, 5142 nt
Organism: Protopterus annectens (West African lungfish)
Lineage: Eukaryota; Metazoa; Chordata; Ceratodontiformes; Protopteridae
Gene: DSEL
Product: dermatan sulfate epimerase like
Exons: 1
Coding region: 822-4463 (1213 amino acids)
Molecular function (GO): chondroitin-glucuronate 5-epimerase activity; sulfotransferase activity
Source: RefSeq, a predicted model, not a curated record
GCUCCUCCCUCUCAGAGCAUAGCUAAGAGGAGUGAGCCGCACACAGCACAAACUUCAUUCACAGCUUUAAACUCUUUGAGACAAGAUCAGCGGUUUCUUUCAUGAUGAACCAGGAUAAGGCAGCAUAGUAUACCUGACAUGUCCUGCAGCUGCAAGCCUUGCAGAUGUCACUGCUACAGCUGGGUGCAGAGCGCCCUGCCACCUUGGAGCUACCAGGGGUUACUGCACACUCCAAAGGAUGCUCGCAUCUUCCUGGUAUUUACUGCACCCUGCCCUCUAGCUACAGCUCGGUGUGACCUGGAUGUAAGUACCCAAGCUUCAGCCCUUCCUUCUACUAUUACUUGCGUAGGUAAACGAACCAGAAAAGAAAUGUGUAACAGCUCUGUAUAUACUACAUAUCCUCGAUGUACUAAAUCAUCCGCUCCUUUAAUUUAAAAGAAAUGUCAUAAAUGCUGUAAUUUCUGGUUAUUCAUUCUCGACCUCUGCUCUGAACCCCUGGCACACUGUGGAAUUAAUGCCUCCGGGAUGUGUACUUUGUGGUUGUUUACGAUGCGUGCUUCUGACUCUGGGACUACACACAACACCACUAGCAACUGGUGGUUACAACUUUCAGCUCUGUUGUACUGACAAUGAACCUGAACUAACUGCACUUCGCAACUUUUUCACUGUCCUGCUGGCUAUGGCUGUUAUUUUUUUACCUACCUGACUGCCGAAGAUACCCAUGUUGCAUCUACUCAUUUAUACCGACCUCACUAAAAGGAAAAGCUAAGAAAAAAUGAAAGUGUAGUGAACCCAGCCUGUGCCAUAGUCUGAGUCAGAUCAUGGCUGUUAAGUUAGCUGAGCAAUUAUCGGUCUUUAUAUAUUUGCUUGCUGCAGUAGCUGCUUCCUCUGGGGGCUUUUUCCACAAUUACACUGACUUCUUAGAGUCUGCAAAUGAUGCCAAGCAGUACCAGCAGCAGAAAGUGCAAGGUUUUGCAGUGACUCCACAUCAAGUGAAAGAGUCUACCCGCUUCCAUCCAAGUUUGUUUUUCGAUGCUGGAGAAAUCACCGCCUUGCGUCAGAAAGCCCGUUCCUCUCAUCUUCAGAUUUUUAAAGCAAUAAGGGCUGCAGUGACGGUCAUGCUUUCAAGUUCUUCUUACUAUUUGCCACCACAGCAGCACGACGAUUUCACAUCCAAGUGGAAUGAAAUCUAUGGCAACAAUUUGCCCCCUCUUGCGCUUUAUUGCCUUUUAUGUCCUGAUGAUAAAUCAGCGUUGGAUUUUACCCUGGAAUAUAUGGACCGGAUGGCUAAUUACCCCGACUGGCUAGUAAAAGAUGCACCGGGCGAUGAGGUCCCUCUCGCUCAUUCAUUGACUGGGUUUGCUACGGCUUUUGAUUUCUUAUACAAUUUUCUAGAUAAACAACGGCGACAUAACUAUUUGCAAAAAAUAAUGAAUGUUACAGGGGCUAUGUAUGAAUAUUCGAAAGUCAGAUCCUGGAGUAGACAACUUUUGCACAAUCACCAGACGACUAAUAUGCUAGCACUGUUGACUGGGGCAUUAGUUGCUGGGGAGCAUGAAAACCAGGAGACCAUGCUAUGGAAGCAGUUAGUUGUAGAUGUGAUGGAAAAGACAAUGUUUCUGCUUAAUCAUAUAGUGGAUGGUACUUUAGACGAGGGUGUAGCAUACGGGAGCUACACUGCUAAGUCAGUUACACAGUAUGUUUUCUUGGCAUGGCGCCACUUUAAGAUAAAUCACAUGGAGAAUUACUGGUUGAAGCAACACUUCUGGUUUUACUAUGCCACUCUUUUGCCAGGUUUCCAAAGAACAGUGGGUAUAGCUGACUCCAACUAUAAUUGGUUUUAUGGUCCAGAAAGUCAGUUAGUGUUUUUGGACAGAUUUGUUCUUAGGAAUGGGACAGGAAACUGGCUUGCACAGCAAAUUAGAAAACAUAGACCUAAAGAUGGUCCUAUGAUACAGUCUAGCGCUCAAAGGUGGAGCACACUUCACACUGAAUACAUUUGGUUUGAUUCUCAGCUGAUUUCCCAACCUCCCACAGGUUAUGGAGUUCCAAAUAUGCAUGUGUUUCCCAACUGGGGAGUUGUGACUUUUGGAGCAGGCUUACCUAAUUCUGUCAAUAAUACUUUUGUUUCUUUUAAAUCUGGAAAGCUUGGUGGUAGGGUGGUAUAUGACAUUGUCCAUAUAAAACCAUACAGCUGGAUUGAUGGCUGGAGAAGUUUUAACCCAGGGCAUGAACAUCCUGACCAGAAUUCAUUUACAUUUGCCCCAAAUGGACAAGUCUUUGUAUCUGAAGCUUUAUAUGGACCCAAGUAUAGUCAUCUGAACAACGUGCUGGUGUUUUCUCCAUCCCCCACAAGUCAGUGUAAUCAGCCAUGGGAAGGUCAGCUGGGGGAAUGCACACAGUGGCUGAGAUGGACAGCAGAUGAGGUCGGUGAUUUGGCUGGUGAAAUUGUAACUGCAUCCCAGCAUGGACACCUAAUGUUUGUAAGUGGUGAAGCUGUAGCGGCAUACUCUUCAGCAAUGAGACUUAAAAGUGUGUACCGAGCACUGCUCCUUUUAAAUCCCCAAGUUCUAGUGGUUAUGGAUCACGUUGAACUUCUGGAAGAUUCUCCAGUCAAACUGGUUAGUGCCUUCUUUCAUAAUCUUGACAUUGACUUUAAGUACGUCCUGUACAGGUUUUUGAACAAGUACAAUGGGGCAAUGAUGGAUGUUUGGGAUGCCCAUUACAAAAUGUUUUGGUUUGAUCAUAAGGGGAAUAGCCCUGUCGCUAACAUACAAGAGGCUGAACAGGCAGCAGAGUUUAAAAAGAGGUGGACACAGUUUGUUAAUGUCACCUUUGAACUGGAAAAUUUAGUUUCCAGAAUUGCAUAUGUGUUUCAUGGCCCAUAUGUCACAGUUUCUGACUGUAGAUUUACAGAAAGUAGUAAAUACGGGCUCAGACUAUCACUUAGUGUGAACGACUCUGAAGUCCUUGUGUCACUUGCAACAGGUUAUAAUGACCUAAAUGCACGAUUCAGUUAUCUGGGAUUUGGUGGAUAUGCCAAAGUAGAAAACGCAGAUCAAGUUACAAGAUUUGGCAUAGGGACAGAGACUGCACAGAAACAUAUGAAAACUAAAUUAAACAUAUCCCAGCUUGGACAUAAAGGAACAAUAAUUUUGGGGCUUACACUGGGCAUUGCUUUGGGGCUGCUUGUAUUACACUGGAAAUUUUAUGUCUCUUUCAACAAACUGAUGCGCAGUAUUUUAAUACUUGUCAUCACCCUGUGGCUUACUGAACUGCUGAUUGUAUGGGGUACCUGCACAAAACCAUUAUGUGCUGAAUUUAAUAGUGAUGGGACAGAAAGUGAAAGUAAUGCAGGAGUUAAGUUGGAACAGUCGGAUCCACAUGUCUUUCAUUUGCCAACUGUAGUAAUAACCUCUUUACCAAGUUCAGGGGCAGAGAUUUUAAAACAGGCUUUUUACAACAGCUCUGAUUUUGUUUACCUUAGAGUACCCACCGAGUACCUUGACAUUCCAGAAGAAGAAUUUGAAAUAGAUUCAUUUGUGGAUGCCUGUGAAUGGGGGGCUGCAGAUGCCAAGAAUGGGCAUUUCACAUUAAUACAAGGCUGGUUUCAUUCACUUAUCCAUAGCACAAAACUGCACCUACAAAACAUUCAGUUGCAUGAAUCCGUCAAAGACAGAUCACAUAUGAGUGUGAGCAAAGACAGGAAAAAACGGCACAAAAACAAAGAAUCAAAUAUUAGAUCCAAAGGAAGCCUAAGCAGAGAUGCCGAGCACAUCAAACAGUUAAGAUCACACCUUGUAGCCUAUCCCAGUGCACGUGUGGUACUUAGUUUAAGUAGUGGAAGCUGGACAUUAAAGCUGCCUUUCUUACAGGAAGUUAUAGGGCCUUCACUAAAAGCACUAUACAUUAUCAGAGAUCCUCGCUCGUGGAUUUACACAAUGCUGUACAAUAGCAAACCUAGUCUUUAUUCACUUAAAAAUAUUCCUCAACAUUUAGGACUCCUAUUUAAAGAAGACAAAAGUGAAGAGAAAUGUACUUCAGAAUCAGGGUAUGCAUUUGAAUACGAGUCCCUCAGGAGGGCUGUUCAGAACUCUGAAUCUGAUGAGGUUUCAUUGUUGUCAUAUCUGUGGCAGGCAAAUACAGAAGCUGCACUAAGAAUAAACCAAGGACUGUUACAAACUAACUACUUGCUUGUAAAAUUUGAGGAAAUUGUCAUGUUUCCUGAAGAAACAGCUGAAAAAAUAUUUGCCUUUCUAGGUAUUCCUCUUUCCCCUGCUAGUCUUAACCAAAUGUUAUUUGCUGCAUCUACAGGAUUAUUCCAUCUCCCUUAUGAAGGGGAGCUUUCUCCAUCUAGUAUUAAUAACUGGAAACAGAGCAUGCCCAGGGAAGACAUUCGGAUAAUUGAAAGUAUAUGUGGAACUACAAUGGACCUGUUAGGAUAUUCAAAGCUUGUGGAUUAGAAGCUGCAGGUCAGCCUCAUUUUGCACAUAAAAAAAAGAAAAAAAAAAAACUCCACUGUGAACAGUUGGAGAAGCUAUUUUUGGAAGAUUUGUAUAAAAUUGGUAAUUUCCUUUUAAACCCAUAAAAAACAGUAUAUGGAAGCAUUAGGCACAAUGCAUGUCACUUAAAAAACGCAUUUCACUCUUGAAUAUUUUGUACAAUAUAGGUUCCAUGGUCUUAUUCUGUUGUGAAAUAGAAAUUUUAAUUUGCUAUAGUUGUGCAAAAAAUAUAUAUAUAUUUAUAAGCAGAUUAUCAGUUUCUGUGACCCCCAAUUUAAUUUAUGUGAUGUUUCAUCUUUCCUUUCUCUCCAACAGAUAAAUUUUGCACUGAAGGCUGCAAAUGUGAAAGCAAGUUACCAUUUUUAUGUAUAUGUUUCAGUAUGAUUUUUAUUUUGCCUGAUUUCAUUGUUUUUGUGUCUGUUCCAACAGUUGUCAUUGAAUGAUGAUUUCUUACUAGUUUUUGGCACUCAGCACAACAUUCUUUUGCUAUACAGUACAUUUCUUCAGAUUUGUGAGAUUAAGAUGAUAUCAGAUGUGUCAAAAGGUUUGUUUAUUCCAGUGGUGGCCUUUGCUUAAAAUGUGAAAUUGUUUUGUAAAGAAUAUGACCUAAAUUUUGUGAGAAAAUAAAGUAUGAACAUUU